AUGAAAGCAGAAGCAUGGAUUCUUGAGAUGGAGAAAAUGUUCGAGGUUUUUCCCAGCACUGACACUCAGAAGGUGUCACUAGCAGCAUUCACAUUGGAAGACGACGCCCGUAGAUGGUGGAUGAUGAUUCGAGAAGGCAACCCAGACUUGACUUGGGCCAGAUUUUUGGAGCUGUUCUACGACAAACACUUCCCGCUCAGUGUACGAAAUCGCAAGGCUACAGAAUUUCAGAUGUUGACACAGGGAAGCAAGACAGUGGCAGAGUAUGAUCGUGCGUUCACUGAGUUGGCAAGGUAUGCACCUCACAUGGUCGGCAACGAAUACAUGAAAGCUAGGAAAUUUGAGAGUGGACUUCGAGGGCCGAUACAAGACCAGGUUAAUUUGCUCAACGUGCCAACGUAUGCCGGAGUGUUAGAUAAAGCUAUCCUUGCAGAAGCCGACCUGAACAGAAGUCAAAGUUCAGGAAAGAGUUAG
Messenger RNA from Camellia sinensis, 474 nucleotides. Lineage: Eukaryota; Viridiplantae; Streptophyta; Magnoliopsida; Ericales; Theaceae. The record is from RefSeq and is a predicted model, not a curated record.